Molecule: messenger RNA, 642 nt
Organism: Penicillium expansum
Lineage: Eukaryota; Fungi; Ascomycota; Eurotiomycetes; Eurotiales; Aspergillaceae
Product: asparagine synthase C-terminal domain-containing protein
Exons: 3
Coding region: 1-642 (213 amino acids)
Cellular component (GO): cytosol
Molecular function (GO): asparagine synthase (glutamine-hydrolyzing) activity
Source: RefSeq, a predicted model, not a curated record
AUGGUAUUUCCCCUAUUUGACAAUUUGUGCGUCCCUAUUGGGGUUUACCUCUCUGGUGGCAUCGACUCCUCUGCUAUUGGUGGUAUGGUCACUGAGAUUUCACGCAAAGAACAUGUUAAGCUUGGAAAUGAAGAGACUUCUCGCGUCACCUGCUUCAGUGUGGCGUUUUUGGAGACAUCUGGGUAUGAUGAAUCACAUGUUGCCGAGCGCACAGCGGAGUGGCUUAGAGUAAAGACCAUCAAGAAGAUCAUCACGGAAGAUACAUUGGCUGAAGACUUUGAAGACGCCGUGUUCCACUGCGAGCAUCAUCACUACGAUCUCAAUUCUGUGGCCAAAUUCGCGCCCUCAACUCUCCCACAAGAACUUGGAAUCAAUGUCGUCCUGACCGGUGAAGGGUCUGACGAACAUUUUGCUGGCUACCCUUGCUUCCAUGUCGAAUUCCUUCGCGAGGCUGACGGAGCUUCCCCCGACUCUGAGUUGACCAAAAACGGAGAGCUUAGAGAAAACCUGUUCAAAUCUGCACAGCAAGAGAUGAAAGGGAUUUGGGAAAGAGUAGGUGGAACAGUCUUGGACAAUGUCCCAGCUCCUCAAUCAAGCGCGGGACCGGGAGCAUUCGACACGUGUGAUACUCUGCUGGCAUAG